AUGAAUACAAAAUUUAAGAUUUUGUGUCUUCACGGGUAUCGUCAGAAUGCUGUGAAGUUCAAAAGUCAAACGGGGGCAUUGAGAAAAAAUUUAAGGCAUGAAGCAGAAUUUUUCUUCUUAUCAGCACCUCAUAGAAUUCCAGGUUUUGAAUCAGGAGGAGAAGGAGACGAUUACGAUCAAAGAGCAUGGUGGUUUACUAAAGAAAAUAGUUUUAGUUCGAGAGAUGUAACAGAUUUGGAUAAAGGUCUUGAAGAAAGUUUAGAUUUAGUCAAAAAAUAUUUCGAUGAAAAUGGUCCAUUCGAUGCUUUAUUAGGUUUUUCUCAAGGUUUUAAAUCCAGGUGCACAUUGCAUUCUCAUUAUUACGAUGAAAAAAUUCAUAUCAACAGUCUUCAUGUUAUCGGAGAAACAGAUGAAAUUAUUAGCAAUGACAUGAGUUAUGAUUUAGCAAAUGUGGACAUUAUGUGGCAGGGAAAAGUAAUUUAA
Messenger RNA from Pediculus humanus corporis (human body louse), 483 nucleotides. RefSeq lists its product as uncharacterized. NCBI's taxonomy places the organism in Eukaryota, Metazoa, Arthropoda, Insecta, Psocodea, Pediculidae. Gene Ontology annotation, biological process: response to retinoic acid. Gene Ontology annotation, cellular component: cytoplasm; nucleus. The coding region runs from base 1 to 483 and encodes 160 amino acids. The record is from RefSeq and is a predicted model, not a curated record. The transcript is spliced from 4 exons.